Molecule: messenger RNA, 2807 nt
Organism: Sclerotinia trifoliorum
Lineage: Eukaryota; Fungi; Ascomycota; Leotiomycetes; Helotiales; Sclerotiniaceae
Source: the annotation of a GenBank genome assembly
AUCCUAUCCCCCAGCUAAUUGUUCCUGAUCUCCAAUUAUGCCUGUCACCAAACUAACCACUACGCCCAAGUUGGGCCAUCUUCUUCUUGCAAUUAUCCCCGUCAUCUUUGAUUGAUGCAUACGCAAAUCCACCUGCCUUAUCUCACGAACUACAAAUCAUCUGGUUAAGAGCCUUUGAUUCAAACCCCAGGUACAUGGUUAUCUCAAUCAUGCACGCCAGUUACUACUCUGUACUGACUCAGGCAAAAGAAUUGUUGUUGUGUACCUUUUCACUUGAAUUUUGCCUAAUAUUUUCUCUGUAUUUGACAAGCUUUCGGUGGAGUUGCCACCCUCCUUCCGUGGAGCUUGUGUCAGACGUCAAGGGGUUUGCAUAUUCCACUUCCCCGGCACACAUCCCUGAUAGCAUCGACCGUCUCAGACACAUCCUCUAGGAACUAGAAAGUAAGAACAUCAGUCCUGUUCAGUGCCUAAAAUCGACGGGUAUUGUUUUGAAGAAACCCAGAUGGGUUAAGUGAACUAGUCGCGAAGGAGUAAAUAUGUGAGCUACAUUCAGACACCCGUACACAACAUCAAUUAUCGCCUCUACUCUACUUCUCAAAGAACUUGAAAGCUUGAUGAAUACCUAAGCCUGGUAAAGUGCCUUUUGAAAGGUGUCACCGUCGUCUCUGAAAAUGGUCAAGCAAUUGAACACCGCAUGUUUGAUUAUUAUAGUCACUUUUGAAGUUAUUGGCUCGAUAUUCUGCUUUGGACGCCUAGCCUCAAGGAUAAUAUCUAAACCACGAUGGAAGGGACUGAUUAUGUGGAGUGAGUCUUCUGAAAUCUAUCAAAUUGCAUGAUUGCUAAAACAUUGUAGGUGAUAUCUGUAUGAUUAUUGCUUGGGUAAGCUAUGUGAAAGGUCAGGCUUGUUGCCCGGGAUGAAUGCUGAGGCGGAUGCAGGGCUUUUCAGUUGUGGAAACUGUUGCUAUAUACGGACGUAAGUGCUUCUUUUAGAGAAUUUGGUUAUUAUGGAAUCUCUAUAUUUGCGAGUUUUUUCUGCAUAGACGAAAACUUUCAUUCCCAACACUUCUUUUCCACAAAUUUGUGGAAGAGCACAGUCGGCUCUGUCUACUUCACGAGGCCAGUUCCAAGUCAGGCUAACCUAAGUACCAGUUACAUCCUACGCAAAAUAUGGCUACAAAACAUCGGAUCUUGUCCAAUUUACGAUUGAUAUGCCGACUAAAAUGAAAUGGGCGAUGUUCGAUUCCCUUUGCUAUAAUCCGAUCCUCGGCUUCGUCAAGGCCUCCAUGAUUCUCCUCUACCUUCGACUUGGGGGGUUGAGGCAAUCAGUUCGAUAUGCCUCAUAUGCGCUCUUAUUCAUCAAUUUUGCCCUCAUGAUCGCUAUCUUUUUUGUCGAUAUGUUUCAAUGUGUACCUUUUUCAUAUAACUUCUACUCGAUGGAGAUGGAUUUGGCGGCUCAGAUUAAAGAAAAUGCGACAGAUCCGGGAACUGGGCCUUACGGGCCUGUUACAUCUGGAUUCAAAGAUGGGAAAUAUGUGACUGGUGGGAGCUGCAUCAAUAGUAUCAAUUUCAUCUUGAUUACUGCCGGUCUUACUAUUUUUACGGACUUUUUGGUUCUAUGCAUACCAAUUUACAUGGUAAAGGAUAUGAAAAUCACUCCACCAAAAAAGAUUGCAGCAAUUUUCAUUUUAUGUAUGGGCUUGGGGUAUGUAACCAUCGUGCCUUUUGUGUUCCUUCCCGAGCACCAACUAAUAUUUGCUUUGCUAGAGUCACUGCUGUCGGUAUUUGUCGUCUUCAAUUCACUUAUCGUGCAUUUCAUCCCAAUGUUUCUGACCCAGGAUUGAACGUUAACAGCGCUGUAUCUCAAAUUGAGACGGGCCUUGCGUUAGUUAUUGGAUGCGUCCCAGAUCUCUUGCCUCUCGUCCGUCUGCUCAUCCCUGGUUUCUUGAAAUUUGCGACUAAAAAAUCGACCCACGCAGCUCAAUAUCCUUACCUUCGAACCUUGGGUUCCAGCAAGAUAUUGCGAAACCAAAAUGCGAAAGACGGCAACACACUCUACGAAGGACAUGGACUAGAUAAUCUAAAGUUACGCCCCGAGAAUGGGCUAGUGCAGUGCGAAAUCCAUGUCACAGGCGCCGCGAGUACCGAUAGCUUGACCGGUAGUCAAAUAGGAAUAUUUGACAAAAAUAUAGAUGACCAUUUCGAGCCGAUGACAAUUAUCAAGACAAUUCAUUUCUCUGUCGAGGAAUCAGACCUAAAUGAUCCAAAGAAGACUUGGAGUAAUUUUUGAGUUGAUCAGUGCCAUUACUUUAGGACAUCUUUAUUUUGGCCAAUUAUGGUUGGCGUCAAAGUAAUUUAACCUACAAUAUUAGAGAGCAGGAUGGUCCAAUGGUUGUUGCAACAGAUAUAGUGAUCGUCUCGCCUCAAAGAGCAUAUGGGGUUUUAUCAGCCUGGGGUAUGCAUAUUGAGCUGUAACAGCAUCUAGACUUCUCGUGUUAUCUCAAGAUCCUGUACACACCAACUUCAAACACCAUUCGGAAAGAAAACCCCACCAAUAGGGGUAAUGGUUCGCAACAUUGCCCCAAGUUUCUACUGUCAGAUGCGGGGAGCUACAUACAACCGCAUGCAAUGCUGGCUUGGCAUACAUAAGAGGACAAACGACCAGACAUUUACAAAGCUGACAACUUAGAAGUUCCCUUAAUUUGAUCGAUUUUUGCGCCUGGCAGGAGGAAUAUUUCAAACGCGACAUGGAGCAACAAAUUCCGUUUGUCAUUGAUUUUACCCCGCACUCAAUUUUUGGACAAAUUUCU